UUUCAGGUCUGCAGGAAAUUCUGUUUGCAUGUUUGAUCGCCAGAAUCUGACUUCUGAUGGAGCAGGGUUGCCCGUUUAUAAGUUCAAAAGUCAUAAAGCUGCUGUUCUGUGUGUGCAGGUCAUCUGUCUUUGGAAGUUCUGUGGAGGAUGGUUUCUUGAAUAUUUGGGAUUACGAAAAGGUCGGUAAAAAGAAUGAAAAUGGAGCGAGAACACCAAAUUCUUGUUCAGGAUUGUUUUUCCAGCAUGCUGGGCACAGGGAUAAAGUUGUUGACUUCCACUGGAAUGCAGCUGAUCCAUGGACAGUUAGUGUAUCUGAUGACUGUGAUACCUCAGGCGGAGGUGGAACGCUACAGAUAUGGCACAUGAACGAUUUGAUUUACAGUCCUGAAGAGGACGCUUUGGCUGAGCUCGAGAAGUUUAAAUCACAUGUGGUUGAUUGUGCUUCCAAGUCUGGGCUUUUCCCAAAUUAAGGCAAAAUAGCAACUUAUUCCUCAAAUUAGGCCUGGUUUGGACGAAAUUUCCAAACUAAGCCAAAACGCGGAUACAAACCACGUUUUCACCGUUUUUGUGCCCCUGCCGCGGAAAAUUUGUAAAAUCUUAUAAGCGUGAUUAUAAUUCACGCUUUUAAUUAAGAAAAUAUAGUUACAAACUAUAUUUUAAGUAAAUUUUUUUAAAAAAAAAAACGUGGUUGCAAACCACGCUUUUAUUGUUGACCAAAGAAAUCGUGGAUGAUAACCACGCUUGUAACCAAAAUGUAAAAACCUGUUUUCAAAAUACGUUUGCAAUAAUACAUCAAAACCAACACUCACUCUUCUUUCUCACUCUCUCUCUCUCUCUGACACACACACUCACAUAUAUAAUUUUUAAUAUAUGUAAAUUUUAUUU
Camellia sinensis is the source of this 885-nucleotide messenger RNA. RefSeq names its product WD-40 repeat-containing protein MSI4. NCBI's taxonomy places the organism in Eukaryota, Viridiplantae, Streptophyta, Magnoliopsida, Ericales, Theaceae. Gene Ontology annotation, molecular function: protein binding. The record is from RefSeq and is a predicted model, not a curated record.